Messenger RNA from Pipistrellus nathusii (Nathusius's pipistrelle), 759 nucleotides. NCBI's taxonomy places the organism in Eukaryota, Metazoa, Chordata, Mammalia, Chiroptera, Vespertilionidae. The record is from the annotation of a GenBank genome assembly.
AUGCUGAGGGCGGCGCGGCGGGUACUGAGUGCCUUCCGGACCCAGGCCCCAGGCCUCGGGCUGCCAGGGGGAGGGUGCGCCCGGCUUCCUUCCGACCCCCGGGUCCUCCCCUCCCCUCCCCGCGGUCUCCUCCCGGCCGCCCGCGGAUAUGCCAUCCAGAAGCCAGUCCAGCCCAGCCAAGAUGACCCGCCCCCUUCCACGCUCCUCAAAGAUUACCAGGACGUCCCUGGAAUUGACAAGGUUGAUGAUGUCGUGAAAAGACUCUUGUCCUUGGAAAUGGGGAAUCAGAAGGAGAAGCUAAAAGUCAAGAAAGAACAAUUGAUGAACAAGGUUGUGGCAAACCCCGAGGACACCAGCUCCCUGGAGGCUCGAAUUGUUGCCUUGACUGUCAAGAUCCAGAAUUAUGAAGCACACAUGCAGAAACAUCGAAAGGACAAAGCUCACAAGCGCUAUCUGAUGAUGAGCAUUGACCAGAGGCAAAAGAUGCUCAAAAACCUCCGGAAGACCAACUACAAAGUCUUUGAGAAGACAUGCAAGGACCUGGGGAUUGAGUACAUCUUCCCCCCUAUGUACUACCGAAGAGCCCACCGCCGCUGGGUGGCCAAGAAGUCUUUGUGCAUUCGGGUUUACCAGGAGACUCAAAAGCUAAAGAAGCAAAAAAGGGCCUUAAAAGCAGCAGCAGCUGCCCAGAAACAACACCAGAUGAACCAAAUAAGCUCUUCCCAAACUGAACCAGAGGCAAUCAAGGAAAACCAAUAA